AUGACGGGACGAAUGAUAUUACAAGCAUUCAAUGAGUAUCAAAUCGCUCGUUUGAACUUCGUAAAAACCAUAUCAGACUUGGCAUCGAGGCCCGAAAACAUAAAUGCCUUGGAAGUUGCUGGUGUACUGAAUCUACUCGAAUCCCUUCUCUUUGACAAAAACCCAUCAGUCCAGCAGCACGCAGUCAUAGCCCUAGGAAGACUAGUGAACUUCAAUAUUCGAUUAGCCGAGGAAGUGAUGAGGCGGAAUGUCAUAACAGAAUUGAUAAAAAAUAUUGAUAAACAAAAUAAAUUCAUGAAGAAAGCUAUUAUGUUUGUUCUCCGAGCGAUUUCAAAGCACUCGAUGGAAAUGGCACAGGCGAUAGUGGACGCGGGUGGUUUGAGGACUAUUAUCCUGUGCUUGGAUGACUUUGAUGCGGGGGUGAAAGAGGCAGCCGCAUGGGCAACUGGAUAUAUUGCUCGACAUGACAAGAUUCUAGCUGAAACAGUGACUGAUGCUGGGGCUAUUUCACUGCUGGUCCUCUGCCUCCAAGAGUCUGAUCUCUGCCUGAAGCAGAUAAGUGCGUCUGCACUCUGUGACAUCAGCAAGCACUCGCAGGCGCUUGCUCAAUCAGUUGCUAAUGCAGGGGCUGUGUCGUUCCUCGCCAGGUCAAUCCAAAAUCCAGAUCCCAAAUUGAAGAGACAAGUGCUCCACGCACUCGCCAAUGUCGCGAAGCACUCGACUGAUCUGGCUGAGGCCGUCGUAGAAACAGAUAUUUUCCCCCAGGUUUUGGUACAUAUGGGGCAUAAUGACGCCAAUGUCGGAAAAGCGGCUGCUGUUCUUGUGAGAGAGAUCAUCAAACACAGUCAAGAACUGUCCCAAUUGGUCGUAAAUACCGGCGGCAUAGAAGCUCUCAUUCAAUUCUUAAAAACUACAAAAUCCACAACGAGACUCCCCGGCAUCAUCGCCCUGGGCUUUAUCGCCGGCCACUCGGCCCAAAGUGCCAUGAUGAUCAUAAGUUUAAAUGGAGUAUCUCAAUUAUCAUCGAUCCUCAAUGAAGAGAAUGAUAGCCACACAGUCUCAACUGCAAUCUGGGCACUGGGCCAGAUAGGAAAACACAGCCAGGAGCAUGCCCAGGCGGUCGCUGCUACCAACAUCUUUCCGAAACUUCUUCAACUCUACAGAUGCAACAACAGUUCCGAGGAUUUAAAACUCAAGAUAAAAUUCACUCUGAAGAAUAUUUUGAAUAAAUGCAUGGAUAUAGAGGUCCUAGAGCCUUUUCUCCUGGUGACGCACCCAGACAUUCUUAAAUACACUCUGGAACAGCUAAGUAAGAUUCUCCCGCAAGACCCCAAGGCCCGGAGACUAUUCGUCUCCAUGGGGGGUCUCCGGAAGAUCCAGGAGAUCCAACUGGACCCCGGCUCGACCCUCUCCCAGUACCAGACCAUCAUCACCUCCUGCUUCCCCGAGGAAAUUGUCAGGUAUUUCUCCCCUGGAUAUCCCGAGACGAUCCUAGCAAUUAUCGACACGUAUAAACCAAAAAUACCACCGAAUUUUGGAGACUCUAAUCGGAUCAGAUCAUCGGAAAAAUCGAUCGGUUCUAUGAUGUCACUGAAUAGUGUCAGUGAAAAAUAUUGA
Molecule: messenger RNA, 1617 nt
Organism: Diachasma alloeum
Lineage: Eukaryota; Metazoa; Arthropoda; Insecta; Hymenoptera; Braconidae
Product: sperm-associated antigen 6-like
Exons: 8
Coding region: 1-1617 (538 amino acids)
Biological process (GO): proteasome assembly; cilium movement
Cellular component (GO): microtubule cytoskeleton
Molecular function (GO): microtubule binding
Source: RefSeq, a predicted model, not a curated record